Messenger RNA from Silurus meridionalis, 2794 nucleotides. RefSeq names its product calcium channel, voltage-dependent, gamma subunit 2a (gene cacng2a). The record is from RefSeq and is a predicted model, not a curated record. Gene Ontology annotation, biological process: postsynaptic neurotransmitter receptor diffusion trapping; neurotransmitter receptor transport, postsynaptic endosome to lysosome; regulation of AMPA receptor activity. Gene Ontology annotation, cellular component: AMPA glutamate receptor complex; voltage-gated calcium channel complex; postsynaptic density membrane. Bases 737 to 1735 code for a protein of 332 amino acids. The transcript is spliced from 4 exons. Lineage: Eukaryota; Metazoa; Chordata; Actinopteri; Siluriformes; Siluridae. Gene Ontology annotation, molecular function: channel regulator activity; voltage-gated calcium channel activity.
GUGUAUUUUUGCGGUCUUCCUGUCAUCUCUCUUCACCACUCUCAUUCUCUCUCUGUCUUUCCUCAUGUUUAGAUGAAUAGAUGUUUAGAGUCAAUAGAGAGGCAGAGGAAGGCGAGUGAUUUCUUGCCAUUGCCUGGAACAAAUGAUAGGCAUCACUCAUAAGGAUUGGAACAGCUCAAGCAUUUGGCUCACACCACCAAUCACCAGUCUGAGGUUAUAAGUGCUCUCAUUUGUUCCCCUCAAAUACUCGAAUCCAUUAUUCCCAUUCCCACAGUAAGACUGGAAUGGACUGGAAUGCAGACCCUGACCUAAACAGAAGAGGGUGUACCCUGGGAUACACAUGUCCACAUUUUGAACAGAUUGGAUGCAUUGGAUCUUCCUUAAGCGCUGACCAAGUUGUAGUUGCUCCAAAUGUCUUUUUGUCUGUCGUCAAGUAGCGCUAGGUUUUUGUACACAUCUUGACAUCUUCCACUCCUGAAGUCGGCCUUCACAGCGCAGGCCAAAGAGUUGCCACUCGUUGUCUUCCUACUUUGCUUUAAAUACAUCUUAGCCAUUGUCAGACUCAUCACCAGUGUAUUUUUUUUUUAAACGGCCCUCUCCUGCUCCAAACGUAGCCCAAUUACACCUUUGCUAAGGUGCCCUAUUUUCUACCUUGGUGUGGCCCUGUAAAUUUACAAAUAUUUAUUUCCUAUACGUCAAGAGGAAAGGGGGUUCCCCUUUCAUAGAAUGCGGCAACAUGGGUCUCUUUGACCGCGGGGUUCAGAUGCUGCUGACCACAGUGGGAGCCUUCGCCGCCUUCAGUCUCAUGACCAUCGCGGUCGGCACGGACUACUGGCUCUACUCACGAGGAGUGUGCAAAAUAAAGACUAACAAUGAAAAUGAGACCAGUAAGAAAAACGAAGAGGUGAUGACGCACUCGGGACUGUGGAGAACCUGCUGUUUAGAAGGGAACUUUAAAGGACUGUGUAAACAGAUCGAUCACUUUCCUGAAGACGCCGACUAUGAAGCUGACGCGGGAGAGUAUUUUCUUCGAGCAGUGAGGGCAUCCAGUAUAUUCCCUAUCCUUAGUGUGAUCCUGCUGUUCAUGGGAGGUCUAUGUAUUGCGGCCAGUGAGUUCUACAAGUCCCGUCACAACAUCAUCCUCAGUGCAGGGAUUCUCUUCGUGUCUGCAGGUUUGAGCAACAUCAUAGGUAUGAUUGUCUACAUAUCAGCAAACGCGGGCGACCCCACCAAGAGCGACUCGAAGAAGAACAGCUACUCGUACGGCUGGAGCUUCUACUUUGGAGCUCUGUCCUUCAUCAUGGCCGAGAUGGUGGGUGUCUUGGCCGUGCACAUGUUUAUCGACCGGCACCGUGAACUCCGAGCCACCAACGCCCGUGCCGGAAGAGGCAUCGCCACUGGAAACGCUGACUAUCUGCACGGCUCAGCCAUCACACGCAUCCCCAGCUACCGCUACCGCUAUCGGCGCCGCUCACGCUCCUCCAGCCGCUCCACGGAACCUUCACAGUCACGUGACACCUCUCCGUUGGGCCUCAAGGGCUUCGGAGCUCUGCCGUCCACCGACAUCUCCAUGUACACUCUGAGCCGUGGCGGAGCCGAUACGCUGAAAUCAACACCCCCGGCCACCUACAACUCGGAGAGGGACCAUAACUUCCUGCAGGUCCACAACUGUAUCCAGAAAGACGCGAAGGACUCACACAGCAACGCUGCCAACCGUCGCACUACGCCUGUAUGAGUGCCACAGAGACAAAUCCUGGCAGGGAGAGGAAGUGACUGAACAUGGGGCAGAAAAAGAGAGACAGGGAACAAAUGAAGUAACGGGGGAAAAAAUGGAUCGAGAACCAGAACAUGAAGGGUAAUAAGGACUGGGGAUGCAAGAGCUCUCUGAGUUGUGAGCUAUUUACAACAAUGAAGAUGACUACGACGAGUUUCCAUGUUGAAAAAAAAAAGUGAAAACAUGAAAAAUGUCCAAAAAAACAGAUAAAGAAAAUGCAUGAUUUUCCCAUCUACCGUAAUUUAACGAGUUUUAAACCAUGUUUCAAUAGAAGAGGUGUAAGUAAUGGGGGAGAACGAGAACGAUAGAAACAAAAAGCGAGACCGAGACAUACACAGGUGAAAAACAGACCUGGGAAAGGGGUUGGUAGACGAUUGUUGAGUUUUAAAAGGUUUCUAUUUUUUCAACUCUCUUCUUGGGCUGCAGGGCGACCUCUGACUCCGCCCCCCACCUCACCUCCCCGCCCACCUCCCUCUUUACUUCCUGUAUGUAUCCAUCUCAUUCUUUUGCGCAUUAAUACUGUGAAGCGUUGUGGCCAAGGUGUACCCAAGGCAAAAAAAAAAAAAAAAAAGACAAACCUGUAUCCUGGCCACAACUUAUAAGUUAAUAUAUGUAAUAAUUAUAUAUGAAUAUAUAUAUAUAUAUAUAUAUAUAUAUAUAUAUAUAUAUAUAUAUAUAUAUAUAUGUUAAUAAGCCAGAUAGACUUCCCUGACGCAAGAGAAGGACGGAAAAAAAGACCUAAAAAAAAAAGAGAACAAAUCAAAAGUCAAUAAAGUCGUCAUGGAAACAAAGGAAUUGGGGAACGGGUUUUCUUGUGACUCACUGGAGGAGGAAAAUUAUUUUUUUUAUAAACAGCAAGCUAGUUUUGUUCGUAAAUGGCCUUGCCUAUGCUCUGAAGCAGUAACUGUAAAAAUGAGAAAGGGCUCCAUGGUUUUGGCUUUUUUGAAGCCAAAAGAAUCACUGGAAUGGUUGCAUAAGCACUGACACUUAUGUAACAACACACACACACACACACACACA